AUGCCUGGCAUCGUCCAGCGAGGACGAAAGCGACCUUCGCGAGCUAUUAGCGAAGAUGUAAACGAGCACUCUGACACCUCCUCCCCGCCGUCCUCCCCAGGCAAACGCGCCCGCCACGAUCAAGACGCGCCCAAUGGUUUCCUCCAAACGAACGGCCACCCGAACGGUUCGAGCGCGUACGGCGAAAUCGAUUUCAAAGCGGGAUCGCUCGUCAGAGUGAAGCUCACAAACUUUGUCACGUACACGGCUGCAGAGUUUCAUCUGGGGCCGAGCCUGAACAUGGUCAUUGGUCCAAAUGGCACAGGAAAAAGUACCUUGGUUUGCGCAAUCUGUCUAGGCCUGGGAUGGAGCAGUGAACACCUAGGGAGAGCUAAAGAGGUGGGCCAAUUUGUCAAGCACGGUGCGACAGAAGCCAUCAUCGAGAUCGAGCUUGCAACGGGCCCUGGCAAAGGCCCCAAUCGGAGAGUCAAACGUAUCAUCCGCAAGGAAGACAACAAGUCCAUCUUCUUCCUCGAAGAUAGGCGCGUCACACAGAAAGAUGUCAUGGCGAUGGCCAGAGGGUAUUCCAUCCAAAUCGACAACCUCUGCCAGUUCUUGCCGCAGGACCGUGUCGUGGCAUUCUCUCAGAUGACCGACGUCGAGCGCUUACGAGAAACUCAACGGGCCGCAGCGCCUCCCUACAUGGUGGAAUGGCAUGAUCAGCUAAAGGCCCUGCGUGCCGAAGAGCGAUCGGUGGAGACGAAGCAGAGCAACGAACGCAGCCAUUUGGAGAAGUUGGAGAAACAACAAAACUCAACGAGAGACGAUGUGGACCGCCACCAUCAACGAGAAGGUUUGAUGCGGAAGUCAAAAUGCUUAGAAAAGGUCAAACCCAUAAUUGAAAUGAAGAUUCUCAGGACGGACAUCACUGAGAUCAAGAAAGAAAUACGAGAAGCUAAACUGGAGCUCGAUCAGAUCAAAAUCGACAUAGAGCCAGCGCGUCAAGCUCAAUUGGCAGUCGAAGCAUACCGGAGCCAAGUAGAGCAGGUUGUGAACCUUCGCAAGAAUCGCGUCGACACGAUCAAGACUCAGACGGACAAAAUAGCGACAAAAGUCGAUACAGAAAAGGCGAUAGUAACGGAGUCUACAGUGCAGAUCAAAGCCGAGCUAGCGUCCAAGAAGACUAGCGAGCAAGACAUGAUCCGCCUGAAUCGUGACAUCAACAAGCUGGAACAACAGCGAAGCAGCGUGCCCGAGCAUUACGACGCCGAGUCUUAUGAACAGCGCAAGGCAGACCUACGUACUCAAAUAUCAUCCAGGUCCAACCUCAUUCUCGAGAAGAGGAGUGCAUUGAAGGAUAUUCAAAGCCGCGCACAUGACAUCAAGAGACAGGGCGAAGCGUUGAGAGCUCAAGGCGAACGACUGAACACUCAAAGCGGAAAGCAAGCCAGCCUACUACAGAAGCUUUCCCGCGAUACAGCCGUUGCGUGGGAUUGGGUUCAGAAGCACAGAGACUCACUGAAUUUGAAAGGCCAGGUGUACGGCCCACCCAUCCUAGAAUGUUCCAUCACAGACCCCAGGUAUGCUCAGGCCGUCGAGGGGCAGUUGAGAAAAGGUGAUGUCCUUGCUAUUACUUGUACCAACAAAGAUGAUCAGAACUUGCUGAUGGAUCGUCUCCUAACCAAGAGGAAUGGACUGGGACUUCAAGAUGUUUAUCUUCGAACAUCACCGAGGCCUCUUUCUUCAUACCAAAAGCCUGUCGCUGGAGCAGACUUGAAUCAAUACGGAUUUGAGGGAUACAUGCUAGACUACAUCACAGGACCGGAUGAAAUUCUAGCUAUGCUUUGCGAUAACACCAAACUGCAUCAGGUUGCGUAUGCUGCAACUCAAAUAUCUGAUGAGCAACAUGAGGCCGUGUUGAACAGCUCGAUCCGCAGCUGGGUCAGUGGCGCAACCACGUUUCGAGUUAAUUCGCGUUACGGUCAGUUGUCCACGUUGACCACGAAACUUAGACCGGCAGCAUUUUUCGUAGAUCAGCCAGCCAACACGGAUGAAAUACGAGAGCUUCAUGAGAGGCAAAAGGAGCUAGUGCGAGAGAAGGAAGAGCUGCUUGAGAACAACAACCUAGUCAAGAAUGAGGUCAAAACUCUCGAAGAGGAGAUUGAAGAAUUGAAACAAGAAAAGGAUGCUGUACAAGCUGAGCAAGAUGGCAUCAAGAAGGCCUUAGCCGAAUGGGAAGCUCUUCCUGGAAAAAUUGCUUCGAAGCAAACAGAUUUGGACAAUCAUAGACAGAAGAUUGCGGAAACGGCCGACCGCAUUCGAGUGAUCAAAGCCGACGCUCGUGUCGCUUCACUGAACGCAGCCAAUCUAACGCUUGACUACGCUAAAGCCGUCACACAGAUGAGGACAUUCCAUGAAUCGCUUGUGGAGGCUGAAAUUAGGUUCCUCGAAGCGAAAUCUGAGCUGAGGGGCUUGAUACGAGAAAACAGCGAAAUAUUGGAGAAACAACAAGCACAGGAGUAUAAAAUUGCUGAGCUUGACCGACGCCAUCAAGCUCUUCGAACCGACUACAGGAAACUUCAUGAUGUCACGCAGAGAGACAUUCACAACUUCACUGAAGAAGAGAACCAGAUUAUCCUCGAGUACAAAGAGCUUCCCAGCGUUGAAGCUCUAGAGCUCGAGAUUCAGUCUGUUACUGCACGAUUAGAGAUGAUGGCUGAAGGCAACCCUGGAGCGAUCAGGGCUUACCAGAAGCGUGAAGAAGAUAUCAAAACGACGCGAGCUAAGCUGGACGAGUACGCUCAUAGUCUCGAACAGACGAAGGACGAGAUCAACGAAAUCCGGGCACAGUGGGAGCCUGAGCUCGACGCUCUGAUUAGUAAGAUCAGCGCAGCCUUCGCGUACAACUUCGAACAAAUUGGAUGCGCUGGUGAUGUUCAGGUAAACAAAGACGAAGCAGACUUUGACAACUGGUCCGUUCAAAUUUCAGUUCGCUUCCGAGAAAAUGAGCCGCUGAGCAUCCUAGAUUCCCACCGCCAAUCUGGUGGCGAGCGCGCCGUUUCAACCAUCUUCUAUCUCAUGGCCUUACAAGACCUUGCCCAGUCGCCCUUCCGCGUCGUCGACGAAAUCAACCAGGGUAUGGACCCCCGCAACGAACGUAUGGUACAUGAGCGCAUGGUGGAUAUUGCAUGCCAAGAAAACACAAGUCAAUACUUCCUUGUCACGCCCAAACUUUUGCCAGGCCUAAAGUACCACGAGAAGAUGAAGGUGCAUAUUAUCAACUCUGGAGAGUAUAUUCCUGUGGCAACGGGCAAGAAGAAUGAGUGGAAUCUUUCAAGCAUGGCGGAGAUUGCGCUAGCGGUUAGACGGAAUGUUGCUGUUGCUUGA
Alternaria atra is the source of this 3366-nucleotide messenger RNA. RefSeq lists its product as uncharacterized. Gene Ontology annotation, biological process: double-strand break repair via homologous recombination. Lineage: Eukaryota; Fungi; Ascomycota; Dothideomycetes; Pleosporales; Pleosporaceae. Gene Ontology annotation, cellular component: Smc5-Smc6 complex. The transcript has 5 exons. The record is from RefSeq and is a predicted model, not a curated record. Gene Ontology annotation, molecular function: ATP hydrolysis activity; ATP binding. The coding region runs from base 1 to 3366 and encodes 1121 amino acids.